Messenger RNA from Bicyclus anynana (squinting bush brown), 3071 nucleotides. RefSeq names its product integrin alpha-4. The record is from RefSeq and is a predicted model, not a curated record. Gene Ontology annotation, molecular function: integrin binding. The transcript is spliced from 25 exons. Gene Ontology annotation, biological process: cell adhesion mediated by integrin; cell-cell adhesion; integrin-mediated signaling pathway. Gene Ontology annotation, cellular component: integrin complex; external side of plasma membrane. NCBI's taxonomy places the organism in Eukaryota, Metazoa, Arthropoda, Insecta, Lepidoptera, Nymphalidae. The coding region runs from base 177 to 2993 and encodes 938 amino acids.
ACGAGGAAAACGGUGCAUAUUUGAAUAAUUUGACUCUUCUCUAUGGACUAUGAUUGUAAUAAAUCAUUAUAAUAAAACAAUCAGUGCUAUUCAGUCAAUUGUGUCAGUGAUCAUUAAUUUAUUUAUGAGAUUUUAUUGUUCGAUCGAUUCGAUUCGAGAUCGAUGUUGAUUUAGUCAUGUUUAUUUUGUCAUUUUGGUAUUUUUGGAUUUUGGAGUCGAUGGUAAUGACUCGAGCCUUUAUCGAUGAGAAAUCAGGGCAGAUUGUACCACGCCCGCCAGAUUUGCAGGAUAAUGCAUUUUUUGGAUACAGUAUGGCCUAUCAAUCUGAGAGUUCAAGCUUGCUAGUCAGUGCACCUCAACAGAUGCGGGAAGGCAAAAUAUUCAACAUGAAUAUGACCAGCGGAAUCGUGAAGGAUGAAUCAAGUUUCCAUGAUAAACUGAAAGCUGGUGCCUUAAAAUAUGAUUAUUGGUUGGGUGCAGCCGUAGCUGUUGGUCCUGACUACUACGUGUCCUGUUCUCCCCGAUACGCUGAAAUGAUAAGAUUAAAAAACAAGCCGAAUGUUAAACUCCCUGGAUCUUUAAGCCUUUGCUUUAUAAAUCGGAAUAACAGUUUGCAACGCCUUCGACCGUUGUCCGAUGAACAGAGAAAAAAAUAUACUACCAAACGCAGUGAAAGAAUGGACUCUUUUGGUUGGAGUAUCCACGUAGCUCCUAAUCAGAAGGAUGUUCUCAUUGGCGGAGCCGCUAUGUAUAAAGGUCGAGUUAUUCUUUAUGACAAUAUUUUGGAUAUAAAGGAACCAAAAUUAAUUAGACGAAUAAAUGAGGACAAUCCAGUGAAAUAUAACUUCGGUUAUAGUAUAACGAGUGGUAAUUUCUUCUCUGACAAGGCCACUGUCUACGCAAUCAGCACCACCUAUGGUGAAAUGGGCUAUGGGAAGGUAUAUUUUUUCGACACAAAACUUAAUCAUAUAGAUUCAAUCAACGAUGACAAUUUGGGCUCGAUGUUCGGCGCUGCGCUGUGCUCAGCCAUAUUGCGAGACCCGGUUUUGCUCGUGGGUGCGCCCGCGUACGCUGACAACAAACACAACUAUGACGUAGGAGCAGUGUAUAUCUACGCUGCUGCAUCCGGCUCAAAUCGCAUGAAAUUGAAGAGAAUAAUAAAAGGUUCAACGAGCGGUGGGUUUUUUGGACACAGUAUAGUCAGUCUUGGAGACAUGGAUGAUGACGGUAACGACGAAAUAGCAAUAGCUGCCCCUUAUGAGGAUGAUGGCAAAGGCGCUGUGUACAUAUACUCAGGAGUUGGCAUUUUGGAUGGUAAAUUGAAGAAAAGGAUUCAAUAUAAAAAUGUCAACAGUUUUGGAUACAGCCUGGCAGUUUUGCGUAGUGCUACAGAAAAUAAUGGAUUGGCGAUCGGAGCAAUCGAAGAUAAUACUAUUGUUAUGUACAAAGGAAUAGCGUCGAUCACCGUAGAUUUAUAUGGCUUUAUAGAUAAAACAACCAAGAAUGAAAUUCAAACGGAGAUUGAAAUAAAGCCUUGUGUCCAUAUUACAUAUCCGAAGAAACCAGUUGAAGUUAUAGCAGAUUUAAAAAUUAUGAUUAAAGUCACGGAUCAGUUUUGUAGGUUAAACAAAGAUUCUAUACCCUAUACAAUACAAGUAAGAGGAAGAAAUGAUACCCAGUUUUGUCUAGAAAAUAUAAAGGCAAACUGUCCUGCUGAGACAAAAAGUAAACUAAAAAUCUCGUACGAGUUAACUGCGUUUUUGUCAGAGGAGCACGGCCCUUCAAAAGUGUUGCUGAGUGAACGUAGUCGAUUGUCCUUCCAAGCAGACGAGUACUGGCCUUGCGAAGUAGAUAAUUGUAGAGCAAAGCUGAAAGCAGAAAUAAACUCUUCAAUACCACAGCCAUACGUCGUGGGUUCUUCAAACGCAGAGGAAGUUUCACUGAAAGUUCUCAACUCAGGCGAUACGGCGUACAGCUCUUGUGCUGAAGUGAUUGUGCAGAACGCUCAUGUGUCUCGGCUCCCUCCAGAUUGCACCAUUAGAGCUGCCUCCGAUACAUUGCUAUGUAAACCUAAACGACCAAUUUUGAAGGAUCACGAAUGGAUGAUAGGUAGCUUAUCAUUGGAACCACGGCAAGAUCUAAAAAGCAUGCAGGAAUAUGAUAUGACCGUAAAAUGCGUUAUAUAUUACGAUUGCAACAUCCCAAAAGAUAAUGAGACAUCCAUAGCUAAAUACAAGUUAAUAGGAGACACUAAGAAUAUACAUAUCAAAGGACAGUCAAACCCGGAAGGUGAUGUUGAUGUCACUCCUGGCAUUCUACUCACGGAGGGAAAAUCUUUUGAACAUUUAUAUUCGAUCGAGAACAAAGGCACGACGAACUGGAACGGCAUGCAAAUUCAGAUCAUUCUGGAAUAUGUGCCAUACAUAGGAUACUCAGAAGUUCCUAUCAAAAUCUACACAGCUGCAUCGUACAUUGAGUGCCCUAUCGAGAAGACGCAAAUCGAUAACAGAAUCACUGCCACCUGCGAUGUGGGUGACCUGCUGAGAUCAGAGAAAACUUCGGUCAUAAUUUCAAUGAACAUCAUACCAAAUACCUUAGAACUAGACGAAAACAAGCCCAACGUCACAGUUACCACCACUCUUAACGUGUUAGGUAUCCAAAAAUCUUUAAGCCAACAAACGCUGGUGAAGUUACAAGUAGCAAAUGUGCCUACAUGGGUAAUCGCCUUGGCCACCAUCAUUGGUUUAGUGCUAGUUUCACUAAUAGCCUUUGCUCUUUAUCACUUUGGAUUUCUUAAAAGAAAGAAUAAAAAGAGACUUACUGCACUGAAGGCAGAUGUCUACCGACAGAGUGUUCGUCGUUCAAUGAUUAGAGACAGCAUGAGAGCGGUAGCAAGGAGAAAGAGUACGGACGACCUUCCCUUCCUGCCGACUGCUGAGGAGGAUUGUCCAGAGAGGGAAAUGACUAUCGACGAGAAACUACAAAGAGAAUAAAACAAUGUUAUUUAAACCAAAUAAAUUUCAAUUAAUUUAAUGAUAUUACAGAAAAUAUAGAAAAAGAAUAUAAAAGUA